Molecule: messenger RNA, 1005 nt
Organism: Parnassius mnemosyne (clouded apollo)
Lineage: Eukaryota; Metazoa; Arthropoda; Insecta; Lepidoptera; Papilionidae
Source: the annotation of a GenBank genome assembly
AUGUCAGAAAAGGUGAAUAAAACGUCGUCAGUAUCUUUAAGUGAAAUUUUGUGUGCAUUUGAAAAACAAUUCGGCUUUAAAAAUAAAAUAAAGUGGGCGAGUGCUGUUCCAAUAGUUUUAUAUCACAUACUUGCAAUUUAUUGGUGUUACCAUUACAGUUUACCUGUAAAAUGGCAGACAGUAUUUUUCGCUUCUAUCAUGUAUAUUUUGAGCGGUUUUGGUAUCACGGGUGGUGCACAUCGAUUAUGGACCCAUAAAGCUUACAAAGCAAAGUUACCCAUGAAACUCUUUCUCCUCGCUUGUUUCGCCAGUGCUGGUCAGAAUUCUUUAUACCAAUGGGUGCGCGAUCAUCGAGUCCAUCACAAAUACAGCGACACAGAGGCCGACCCUCACAACGCAAACAGAGGUCUUUUCUUUUCUCACAUAGGAUGGCUAAUGAUGAAAAAAAAUUCUGAAGUAAUUCUCCGUGGCCAACAAAUGGACAUGAGUGAUAUUGAAGCGGAUCCUGUGCUUAGACUUUACAACAAGUACUUCAAUUACUUCAAGAUAAUGUUUUGCUACGUAAUACCAACUGCAAUGACUAUAUGGUUGUGGGGAGAGAACUGGCGCUGCGCUGUGGCUUGGCAAUGCUUCAUACGAUUCCUGAGCAUGUUCCACAGUGAACUCACAGUUAAUAGCUUAGCACAUGCCUAUGGAUACAGACCUUAUAAUAAGAAUAUAGUCCCGAGAGAAAACCGUUUUGUUGCGACAUGCACAUUUGGAGAGGGAUGGCAUAAUUACCACCAUGCUUUCCCUUUUGAUUAUAAAGCUGCCGAACAUUUUGAUACAUUUAAUUUAUGCACUACGUUUAUACACAUUUUUAAAAAAAUUGGAUGGGCAUAUGAUCUCCGUGAAGCGACGCCUGAAAUGAUUAACGGAAUAGCAAAAAGACUGGGUGAUGGAACUCCUGUGCAUUUUCCUAUGCCAAUACAAGCUGAAAACAAGACGACCGAGCGAAAAAAGUAG